Molecule: messenger RNA, 675 nt
Organism: Pocillopora meandrina
Lineage: Eukaryota; Metazoa; Cnidaria; Anthozoa; Scleractinia; Pocilloporidae
Source: the annotation of a GenBank genome assembly
AUGGAUAAAGAAAUUGACUAUCUUUUAACAAAAGCUGACUUGAGCAAUUACACAGACAAUUUUAAACAAAUUGGUGUUGCAAAGGUCGAGCAUUUCCUGGACGUCGAUGACGAAACUCUUGAGCGAGACAUUGGACUAACGAAGAUACAAACUCGCCGUCUGAGGCGUUUCUUCGCUCAGAUACAAGGCGAAUCAAAGCAAAGAGGAACAAGCAGUGAAGGUAUUGAGUUAUCGUUUCUUAGAUGAUUAUUUUGAAGGCCUCUAUAAAAUAAUUGGCUUGUGCUUCAAACCAGCCAUGAACAAAAAACGUAAGGCAACAUGGUGCAUAAUUUGUAACGCAAUCCUUAACAAACAUUUAUUAUGUGAUCGGUAGGUGUUACGUCCGCCAGUGCUCCCAAGAAGCGCAAGCAGGCGAUUUUGUCAUUUGGACGCUCCGGGCAACUACAAGUCCUGAGGAACGACUCAGCACCAGAAAAGAAGCCGUGGGAAAAAUAUCUUCUUCCCAACCCACACACAGAAAGGCUGAAAUUCUACAAUAGUGUUGUACCGCAGAUUUAUGAAUCUUCAUUCGUUAGUAAACAAGCCGGUUUCAAACAGUAUCUCCUCGAGCAACAGCAAAUGCGUUGGCAGUUAAACACAAAGAUAAAAGCCCUUUCCGAUAAAGAAAACAACUUG